AUGAACUCAAAUUCAACAGGAGAGGAAGUGCAACAGGGUCGCAAUGAGAAGCUGGCGCAGCUCGAGGUGGCGGUUCAAGGUGUAAUUCUAGCCUUCGCUUUAGUAGGUAACGGCCUGGUGUUAUUUGCAUUAACGCAACACGGUCGUAAAAUCACCCGGCUGAGAUUCUGCAUUUUGCAUCUGGCCAUCGCUGACAUCCUGGUAGCAUUGUUUAACAUCUUGCCGCAAAUGAUAUGGGACAUAACGUACAGAUUCCAGGGAAAUGACCUGCUCUGUAGGCUGGUGAAAUUCGCACAGGUGUUCGUGAUGUAUUUAUCUACCUACAUACUCGUGAUUACGGCCAUUGACAGAUAUAUAGCCAUUUGUCACCCCUUUUACUUUGAAGGGGCCAGCAAGAGGCGCGUUAAAAUAAUGGUGAUAAUAGCCUGGUUUCUAGCAAUUGCAUUCAGCGCCCCCCAGACCAUUAUCUUCAAAUAUCAGCUAAUCGACCCAGACCCAAUGACGUUUGACUGCUGGGCUACAUUCCAACCUCCUUGGACCAUGACUGCGUACAUAACUUGCUUUACUUUUCUGAUCUACAUAAUACCACUUGCUAUUUUAGUGUACACUUAUGGAAGGAUAGGGCUUGCCGUGUGGGGAGGCUGUUGUAACCCCACCCACAGGUACACUCACGCCUUAGCACCGACCCACGUGUCACAUGUGUUCUCCGCGGAUACAUCGGCCACUCCCUCUCCGCCGUCAUCAAGACCGAAUCUUAACGAACAGACUUUUACCGACAGUAGAAAGUUCUUCAACAAUGAAUCUGGCAAAUCGGUGCCUCAAAAAGUGAUUAAAACCAUUCGCUUGACGUUUGUGGUUGUGAUUGCAUAUAUCAUUUGCUGGAGUCCUUUCUUCGUCACUCAGCUGUGGUGGUCGUAUGAUACUUCAGCACCAACUGACAGUGGAGUAUUUGUGAUAAUGUUACUCCUGGCUAGCCUCAACAGCUGUUGUAACCCAUGGAUAUAUCUCGUCUUCAGCGGUGGCCUCCUUAAGUCAUCUCUGCCGUGCUUCAGUCAGCACGCUGUACAUUAUAAUGGAGCAAAGCGACCAAAAGUCAAAGUAAGAUUUCCCUUGAAGGAAAUUCCCAUACAGACUGUCUACUUCCGUUCUAUGCGCAAGUCACCAUGGGAGCGGAAGUGCCCACAGGACAGAGGGUACAUGUGUGCAGGAACCUGUGCCCUCACGUACGACACGCAGUUCUCAGACAUUCUCACUCCAUGGGGUACCCGGACACGAUGCGUUCCAAAGAAGCACUAUCUGAAUCACGCAGACCACAGGCCACUAGCAGAAACAGACAAAAGGCGAGCUUGUGGGAACAUGGAAACGUGGCUGUAUCAAACCAAGAUAUGGUGUGCUCAUUUGAUCAAGGAGAGGAAUGUCGGACUGGUCCUGCGGAGAGACAGACCGUGUAAAAUAUAUCUGAAAAUUUCGUGUUGA
Molecule: messenger RNA, 1476 nt
Organism: Liolophura sinensis
Lineage: Eukaryota; Metazoa; Mollusca; Polyplacophora; Chitonida; Chitonidae
Product: isotocin receptor-like
Exons: 2
Coding region: 1-1476 (491 amino acids)
Biological process (GO): G protein-coupled receptor signaling pathway; cellular response to hormone stimulus
Cellular component (GO): plasma membrane
Molecular function (GO): vasopressin receptor activity; peptide binding
Source: RefSeq, a predicted model, not a curated record